Molecule: messenger RNA, 399 nt
Organism: Neurospora hispaniola
Lineage: Eukaryota; Fungi; Ascomycota; Sordariomycetes; Sordariales; Sordariaceae
Exons: 4
Coding region: 1-399 (132 amino acids)
Source: RefSeq, a predicted model, not a curated record
AUGGAUGCCAACGUGGAAAAGGACAGAUCUCGGCUCCCCGACCAUCAGGUUGAUUCUUUGAUUAACCUAUCUGCUUUACCAGACAUUCACAUGACAUCACCAGCAUGUAUUAAUGGUGUUGGUGUUGUUACUAGCUGCUUUCGUUACGCCGCUCCUGUGACAGGAGGAGGCUGGGGUGAUUACCUACGGUGGUUACAAGGAGAGAUUGGCGUGAUAGCAACAAUUGUUAUAUCCGAGUUUCUAGUCAUGCCUGUGGUCAUCAUCGGCACUGGACAAAGAUACUGGAUUUUAAGGGGAGAAAUGUUUGAGGCGUACGUCAGAGACAUCGAUGACAUUCAGAUUGAUCACGACACUUUUGAUUUUGGAGGCCAUCAGCUCAUAGCAUUCUUGACCAGAUGA